GCUGAGGAAAGGAGGAGUUUUGCUUCUGUGGUCGUGCUCUUAGGAGAGCGAGCCUAUCGUAUUUCACUCUAAUCCUAAGCGAUAGCCACGCAGUCUGUUUUAUUGUUAAGAGAGCCUUCCUGGAGCUCCUUCACCAGGCUUUUCUCACUAAGGAAGAGCAGGGCAGCCAGAACGAGGAGGCAGAAGUGUGGCCAGUCCAUUGUCCCUCCUGAGCCAUGCCAUGCCGGGGUGUGAUCUCUGCCUGCUCUUCUCUCCCCGUGGGGUGUUUUUGGUGAGCCAGAAGAGAGGACUGAAACGCAUGCAGGCUCCUGGGGAGCGAUGCCAGGGUGAAGAGUGGAGCUACAGUUUUUGCUGUUGAGUGGAGAAUGGGGAAAACACGUGCCUUAGUGCUAUAUUCUGCUCAGCCGUUACAUGCUUCUCUGAGCUGCUGCUGCAAGGUGCCACUUUCUGCUGCUUUUCUCCCCUUUGUUUUCUUUGGCAGCUCCCUAAGUGCUGUAUCAAAACAGCUUCAGGGGAGCUGUGCUGGCACGGUGACCUACCUCCAUGCUGGUGCUGGUUUAAAUGCAGCGAGAAGAAACCUGGACGGAAAUCGGAUUGAAAUUGUUUAGCCUCCCACGAAAACCACUGAGAAAGGGGAUAGGAACAAUUUCAGAAAGGUCUGUUUGGAACUGAGGCCAGUAGCUGGCUCGAAAGAAAAUGAAAAAGGAGUGUGUUUCGAGACCUUUCAAACUCAAACAAAACCCAGGCUCCCUCUCGCGUGCUGUAAGCUGGAUAAAUUUCUCCUCCUUGUCAAGGCAGACAAAGAGACUGUUUCGCAGCGAUGGUGAACUCUCCUCCAUGUGCGUGCAGCAGGUAGACGAGGAUGAUGAGAACUGGAUCUACAGGAGCCAGCAGAGAAAAGCUGUUUCCAACCUAGAUGAAGAGAGUAGAUGGACUGUGCACUACACUGCUCCAUGGCACCAGCAGGAAAAUGUCUUCCUGCCCUCCUCAAGACCCCCUUGUGUGGAGGACCUCCACCGACAAGCCAAGCUGAACCUCAAAUCAGUGCUGAGAGAGUGUGAUAAGCUGCGGCGGGAUGGCUACCGGAGCUCGCAGUAUUACUCUCAGGGCCCCACCUUCUCCUCGUCCUCCAGUGCAAUCUGUGGAAGUUACCAGGAUGAUUAUGAAGAAAUUGAACAAAAGUGUCCCGUCUCUUCCCCAGAAGAAGAAAAACUUAUUACCAUCAAAAGGCCUAAAACUCCAGUUUCAGAUGACUUAUCAGAUAUCAACACCCAAACCAACUGGACUAAGUCACUCCCGCUGCCAACGCCAGAAGAGAAAAUGCGACAACAAGCACAGGCAGUCCAAACAGAUGUGGUUCCUAUUAAUGUGACUGGGGAGAAUUUCGACCGCCAAGCCAGCAUUCGGCGGUCUCUAAUUUACACAGACACGGUGGUAAGACGGCCGAAGAAAGUCAAAAGGAGAAAGACUAUUACAGGAAUCCCUGACAACAUACAAAAGGAGCUAGCAGUUGGCGCUGGCCAAAGUGAUUUCCGAGGGCAUUCGAUGUAUGUCCCAGAUCACUGUUCCACGCUAGGGAGACUAGACAGCUACCGCUCUGCUAUGCAGCGCUCUGAAACCAAGGACACCAGCUGCCAGACGGAGGAAGUUAAAGUUGUGCCCCCUUCAAUGAGAAGAAUACGAGCGCAGAAAGGACAAGGCAUUGCAGCCCAGAUGUCUCAGUUCUCCAGCUCAUCUGGAAACAUGUCAGUGAUGAGUGAUUCUGCUGCAGUUAUAUUUGCUUCUCGCCAAAAUAGUGACAUAGGUUUUCACAGCUUGCCUCGGGCUGGUGCAAGAGUGUCUCUGCAGUCCCUAGAGCAGACACAGAGCAUCCCUAGGCAGACAGAAGACAUCGCUGGCUCUUUACCCCACCAGAUAAGUAAAUUGCAAGCGGAUGAUGGUGUUGUGCAUCUGAGGAAUAAUUCCACAACAGGGACCCUGUCGAGGCCGAGGUCUCAAGAGGUGAGAAGCUACGAUAGCGAAAAGUCCGCAAGCCCAGCUUGUGUGGUCUCUCCUCAUGCCACCUACUCAACAAGCAUCAUACCCAAUGCAACACUCUCAUCCUCUUCAGAAGUUAUUGUUAUUCAUGCUGCCCAGAGUGUUGGAUCAUUGGAUAGUAAAAUUACCAACUCCACUGCCUACCCAAAGCCAAGAGACAAUCCUGUUGCCAGCAGUGCAGUAAGCGGAAAAGAAGAUCACCAUUCUUCAAGCGGUAACUGGAGUGAGAGUAGCUCCACACGUCAUUCUCAGACAUCAGAUACCAUCCCAUCUAAUGCUGUCAUGAUGCUUUCUCUUGGUGACUCUGCUGUCUCUCUUAGCACUCCUGGAAAUGCAGAGGCUGGGUCUCAGGGCAUGGGCUACAGCUGUAGGAACAAUCUCGCUCUACCAAGUCCUUCCCAGGACAGCGACGGUCGGAGCGAUUCCAGCUGUUCAGGGGAGCGAGCACAAGCGGCAGUGAACAGCACAGAGCAUUGGCUGUACAAGUCUGCAGAAAACAGUGAGACUCCUUCACACAAGGUGGUUUGUACCACACCAGGCUGUGCCACUCCCAGGAGCAACCUGAGCAGCAGCAGCCUGGAGAGGACUUCGGUCAGGGAUGAUUCUACUUCUCUGUAUUCUGUGGACCAUGAUGGUUAUUACGGUUCUGUGCACAUGGACUCUGGACUGAAGUCAGACAUGUCUUGCGAUAGUUCUAAUGGUUUUGGGAACUCCAGAGACAGCGUGAUAAAUGUCUUUGAAGGAAAGGAGAAGAAACAUCAGGAUGACCAGUCAGGCCAAGGUGAAAAAUCCCUUGUAAGAAACAUCUCUCUGAAAAAGGCAAAGAAGCCGCCUUUGCCGCCAUCCAGAACAGACUCACUCAGGAGGAUGCCCAAGAAAAAAGCCCAGUCGAAUGGACAGGUACUUGAUGAAACCCUCAUUGCCACCCUCCAGCAUUCCCUGCAGUUGAAUCUCCAAUGCAAAAAUGGCAGCUCCCCUUCCCAGAGCCCCUGCAGUGAUUAUGAGGAUCCCUGGGUGUUGCGUUCCCGCAGCCAAAGCUCAAUCAGCGCAAGCAGCAGUAUGAUGUCCACCACUGCUCCAAACCUUUACUCCAUCUGCACGGUCACUCCCUCUCAGAGUGAAACAAGUAGCAUCAAGUCGGAGUAUGCAGACCAGUGGGGUUACUACAGUGACUAUGCAGCAGUGGCAGAUGACCAGGUAAAAUCCCCAGUGACCCAUUCUGCCAGCACAUCAUCUGCUCUCAGCGAUUACAGCAUCAGCCACUUCAGUGAUGGCUCAAGGGCUUCUGUGCCACAAGUGCCCAGUGGACUGGCCAAACCAAAGAGCACUUCUCCGGAGAAAUCCCACCGAGUCACAUCGCCAUCGAGUGGGUACUCCAGCCAGUCCAAUACUCCCACUGCACUUACUCCAGUGCCUGUCAUUUUAAAAUCUGCAUCAUCAGGAAAUGGGAAAUCCAAGCUGAAGCCUAAAGUGCCUGAAAGGAAAUCCUCUCUUCUGUCUUCGCUCUCCAUGUCUUCCUCCUCCACUUCUCUUUCUUCAAAUACAUCUACUGAAGGGAGCGUGAGUGUGAAGAAACUGGAGCCCGCCCUGAGCUCUGCUCCGGAUCCUGGUGCUCCCCCUCCGCCACCUCUUCUGCCAGCACCUCCUCCACAUUGCCCUGAAGUUUCUCCUCCACCUCCUCCUCCUCCAUCAGAAGUCAUGGAUCUGUCACCACUGCCAGCCUCUCCCACCUUCCCCCCUCCGCCGCCGGAAGCUGAUGUAAGUUCUUCCUUUGCCCAGACUGUCCCAUGGUUUCCACAAGGAGCCUCCAUCAGUUCGUUCUCUUCCCCUGGUCCUCCUCCUUCCACUUUCCCUUUAGCUGUCCCGCCACCAGCACCACCUCUUGAUCCCAAACUAACAAAAGGUGCAACAAUAUACCAACAGUAUUCUUUUAAGAAACGUAACCAGGAAGAUUCUUGCUACAGUCCAGUGAAACAGCCACUCAACAAGCAAGAUGCAUCGAGACCUGUGAUGCCGUUAGUAACUACCAAAGCAUUGCAAAUGGUGCAGCUGAGGUCUGUGAAAAAAGCGACAGAAGGUGAACCGUCACCUGAAUCUGCUUCUGAAACCGCCUCUCAGGAAAAGGGUACUGUAAAUUCAUCAUCUCAGUCUUCCCUAAAGCCAUGUCUCUCACUGAGACUCAGCAGCAGCUUAGGCGAAGAGGAAAUGAAAACUCAAGGCACUUCAUUUAAAAACUCAAUUCAAACACUGGCUCGGGGUUCUCCUAUCGUUCUCUCCGAUAAUGUACCUGCACUUGACAGCGAUCAAAAGCCUGCAAGUGCAAUGGCUCUGAACAAGUCUUUUGAAGCUGAUGCACUGGGGACAACUGGUGAAGACACACCUGAGCCUCCAGUGCAGAGUGAAGACCUCCAUUCUGGCAUGUCACUUCAGGGGUCACCAGCAUCUUCCGACAAGACUCAGGUCAUAUUGCCAAGCAAGAAACCACCUCCUAUUUCAAAGAAACCCAAACUGUUCCUUGUUGUACCACCUCCACAGUUGGAUCUUACAGUGGAGAAAAUAGCUGAAGUGAGUGAUACUGUCAGAAGCACAUCAAGCCCAACUAAGAGAGACGCUGUGCUUGCACACUGCGAGGAGGCGAGAAAUUGUCUUACAGAUGGACUCAGUUCUAGCGAGAUGGACUCUGGCAGCCUGGUUCCUGAGGGAGGAGCUGCCGGAUUCACCUUCUCGGAGACAGUGGGAGCUAAUGCCUUUGUGGUACAGCCUGCUGCAUCACCAGUUCAAGAAGAACCCAGGCAGGAGGAGCAGUCUGCUUUUGAUGAAGGAAGCAGUUCGGGCAGCAGCCAAGACAGCAGCAGUAACACCGACGGGCACCUAUCUCAAGAGAACGAAAGUGUGGAGGUGUUUGAAUCGGAUACAGCACAUAGUUCAUUCCUGCCAAGCAGUGGUUAUGGGGACGAGACGGACGGAGUGGCAACACCAGCGAGACCGAGGACUACCGAAGAUCUUUUUGCAGCCAUUCACAGUUUGGGACAGAGGCUCAACGCUAAUGCUUCAUGGCAAGCGUGGCUGAAACUGAUCCAAAAGGAAAGUCCUUGGCCGUAAAGACUCAGAAGACGACCGUACCCGCAACCAUUCUCCGUCGCCCCCCGUAACUCCCACUGGUGCUUCCCCAACCUUAACUACCCUCAAACAAGCCGGAUCUAUUCAGAGGAGCGUUCGCAAGAGCAGCACCAGCAACGACAACUUCAAAGCCCUGCUGCUGAAGAAGGGGAGCCGCUGCGACACCAGCUCCCGCAUGUCCGCAGCAGAGAUGUUGAAGAACACGGACCCGCGGUUCCACCGGACAAAGACGGAUGCGUCCCCGGACGUUUCCGACAGCCCUGCCAGCUGCUCACCCAGCAAGAGCAAACGGGCCCAGGAAGAGUGGGCCAAGAGCGAGGGCCUGAUGCCAAGGAGCAUGUCCUUCUCUGGCACUAGGUACGGCCGGUCCCGGACACCCCCCUCUGCUGCCAGCAGCAAGUACAAUGUCCGCAACCGCAUCCAGAGCAGCCCCAUGACCGUCAUUAGUGAAGGAGAUGGGGAGGUGGUGGAACAGUCAGAGGGCAGGGGCCGAAGGACUUUGGAAGAGCAGCAAGAGAGACAGCUUGAUAUGUUUAACAGUGAUGAAAUGGACGCGAAUGACUUUCCGUUUGCUGAGGAGGCAGGCUGCAAGGAGACCUUGGAUCCAACCCAUCUAGACUUACUGACUCAACCAGGUACUUCAAGGAAGUAUCGAAGCCCUUCAGCUGAAUGAAAGUUGUAAGACAGUGACAAAAGGCACUGGAUAUUAGUCUAGAAAGUGACAGAGGACUAGAUUCCAGAAGAAAGCCCAGACCAGGACAAGUUUACUUUGCUGAGCAUUUAUUCCAUGAACUGCAUGUGUGUGUUUAAAUGCUAAAGCAAUGAUAGUUCUGCAUGGUUGGGUUGGGGUGGGGAGGACUUGGUUUGAAUGAGUGGUCUGUGGCUUAAAGAAAGUUAACAGUUGAAUUUUGUUUUUUUUGUGUAAAGCCUUAGAAGUCCUCUUGUGGGGGGGAGUUUUCUCAGAGCCUGUAGGGGUGUGAAGUUUUUCUUUUUCUUGACUGUAAUUGCGCAAGCAACAUUUAGGAAUAAGCCUGAAAAAGAGGAAUGGGAAGGCUCCUGUGGUACAAGCUGGACGCUUGCUUCAAAAGCAUUGCAGUGGUGCAGCGUAGUGCGUUCGUUAAGCAGGGAGAGGCACGAUGAGGCCCAUUCACCUAUGAGAAGGUUGUAAGGUUGGUGCUGGGGUUACAUGGCUUGUGCCCCAGUGUUCAGUGGAGCGUGUCCUGCUAAAGCAGUUAGGGCACCAGGUUAUGAAUUGGUCCAGGGUACUUCUAUUUUUGGUUUUUCCUGAGGGAAAAUGAAAUACGUAGUUAACGUGGAAGAGGGAGCUGAGUGUUAUAACACACCACUAGCUGCUGUGCAGCCACACACGCACGCUUGGAGAAACACUCAUUUCCAAGUGAAUUGCUUCCUUGACUGGAGUAUUCCCUUAGAGAACUGCAACAACUGGAUGUGUGCGGAGGAUGCGAGCAGACAGCAGAAAAGUGGGAGAGGAAUUAAGCGGUGUACUGCCAGAGUUUGGAAGGGUGACGUUUCUGAAUUAGAAAGCAAAAUUUGACUUUGAGAACUUGCACUACAGAGCUGCAGGUGGAGCCUGUCUUUCAGAACUGAAACGGGAGUUGUGUUUUGCCAGAAGCCUGUCUUCCAUUUGUCAAAAUGGGAAGAUUAUUACUUUUCAUCACUUGAAAUACAGAUACUUGCUAACUUUUGGUUACCAAAGAAUAAGUUACAGUUACUUUCCUUUUUGAUUUGCCUGCAGUAUUUCUCUUCUUUUUAACCUUAAUAAUUUAGUGAGGUUCAGUUUUAUUGUACAUUUUACAGAUAAUAAAAACACUUAACGGUUUUCCAAUUGUAAAGAUGACCAUUAAUUAAAACUGAAAUAUUGGCUGGAGUUUUUGGUUCUUAGUAGCAAUGAAGCUUUUAAUUUUUGAGGAGGAUUUUGCAUCAUUUGAUGGAGUGCGCAGUUUUUGUAUUGUUUGUAAAUACUGAAAGUUGUUAAAAUAUCUUUUGAUCUCCCUACCGUAGAAUUUAUACAUUUUUAGAUUGCUUUUAAGAAGAAAAAGCACUCUUUGUAGAUUAUUUAUUUUAGAGAAAUAUGCUUGUAAUCUCUUUCUUCAAUCCUUUUACUUGUUAGUAAUGUAAAUUUCAGGGGCCUUUGUUUAACUCUUCCCUUCCCAAGAGGGGAAUAGUGAUGAAAAUGCUGUGACUUUGCUUCAAUAAAGAAAAAGGCUGCCAGUUGCCAUAUUGUCUUUUGAGUUGAUUAAAAUCUCCUUCAAAAGAUGUGUCCCACAGCAUAUGGCAACCCACCGAACGCCAUAAACCAUGCAUCCAGCUACUAACCUCCGGUUCUCAUAUCGCAAAAUGUACUAAUUCACUUCAGAGACCACUAAAGCCUACUUACCUAUCCAUCAUCCCGUUCUGGCAGCUCAGUGCUGAGACUAAAAAACUGAAAUAGUCCUAAACUUCUGACAGUAUCAUUUGUGAGAGUUUCUACUACUUCCCUCUUACUUGCAACCUGUCCCAGGAAACUAAAAUUCUUGGAGAACCAGAUUAUAAGCAGAGUGUAUGAGAAGUGAAAUGGAGAAGGUGAAUCCAGCUGCACGCACUGGAACAUGAGCGGGAUUAACCGGUGCACAGCAAACUUUCUACCAUGUUUGCAUGCUAAAUAUGUUUAAAGAACCACUGGAUUUUUUAAUUACAUGAAAACCUAAUUGGAUAGAUUGUUUCAAGUAUUAUUAAUAUUGAUCUGAACUACAUGCUGCUGCAAAGAGAUAGUGCAAAACAUUCUGCGGCUGCUAAAUGUCUCGUGAUCGUUGCUUUGGUGUUUCUCCCAGAGCUGACCACAUGGAACUUAGAGCGCUGUGUCCUUUUCACAGCAGGUACCGCCCCUUUCAGAGCUAUGUGGAACUGCUAGCUAGUCCUCAUGCCACCGUCCCAGGAAAAUGCUCAGGCUUUGUUCUAGUGUUUACAAAUGGGGAAAUCAUCUAAGUGAAAAACGGCAGCAUUGGAGAAAAUUAUAGUGUCUGCAGCUCGCGCAGGACUUGGCAGCGUUUUGCAUGAAGUGCCAGCGGGAGGGAGCGAGCCUGGCCAGCUUGUUUCCCUCACGCUGGCCAGCUGAUGCUGCCGGGCAUUGCUGCAGACUGUAUGGGGAACAAUUUGGGAAGUCCCAGCUCACAUGCAGGGCAUCUUGUCAAGGCAGGUAGGUGACAUUUAACUUGAGUGCUGCAUGACUGGAUUUCUCCUCUGGCAACAGGUAGCCUUGAUGCUCAUCUAAAACCUGCGUCUGGUGUGAGGUGAGUUUGGGUUGAGGCUCAGGUUUUGGCUGAAGGCAGUGCUUGUGUAGCCCUACUGAUGAUGCUGCAUGACUACAUUUUACACAGUAUAAACUAUAGUGAAAUACAUUAAAUGUGCUGAAACAUGUUUAACAGUGCUUGUAACGAUACUUAUUUAGGCAACUGAGGAAACUUUCUUAUGGAGAUACCACUGUGUCAUCUCCCCCCUGCCAUCAUCAUCCUCUGUAGCAGCAUGCAAAAUUGGUUAGUAGCUCAGUUUUUUCAGCAAUACACUGCUUAGCCCAAGUUUCCACUACAAAACCUUAAGAGCACGACAGCUUUAGGCUGUGUUUUCUGUACUGGCAACAACUUUGGUGUGUAUGUAAUUAUGCUAAGGAAAACAUUCCUAAUUUUCUGUCAUGCAUCCAACUUCAAAGCUACUUUCUUCCAUUAUAAGCUUCCUUCAUAGGGAGGUUUUGCAGUUGUGGCUUUAUUGGUCAACAAGUAUAGAUGAAGUUUAGCAAACCUCCGCUAAAGACAUCCAGAGCAGUAGGAGAAGAUGAAAAAUACACACACUUUGGGCACGCUGAAGAGAAAAAGGAGACUUGUCAUCCUGAUGCUUAGUGAAUCUUACUGUCACUUAGAGGGCUUGUUCAGAGUUUACAGUUGGUUUGUGGCUUGCCUCUGAACCAGAAUUCAUUAUUGAAGCUAGAUGUGAGAUUAAUCUCUGAUUUUCCUUUUAUUGGGAAUGGUUUUCAGCAUCAGUCUUUUCCUAAAUCCCGUUCUGUAUUAACUCAUUCUGUGCUUCCUUUGUUGAUGUUCAAAGUUCCUUCUUUCUGCUGUCAGAUGCAGGCAGCCCUGACCUCCCUUAGAAUUAGAGCCCCUCAGUUAUUAAAUGCGUACAUGAGGCUCUGUGGCAUUUACAUGCCUUCACAGUUUAUAUACUGGAGAGAGGAGAAUUAUUAUCUUAAUUUAAAUGAAAGAUGGUUAUGUAAGGAGCAAUAGCUUGGUGAGAGGAGGUUUGGAAAGUUACUGGAAAUAAAAGAAUUGGGAAAGGAGACUUGAUGAAGGCGGAAUUUUGAGGAACCAGGAUUAGAUGCUGGUUCAUGCAUAAGGCUUGGCCUGAAAGAAGGCACAGACUAAUGGCAGAAAGGGUGAAGCAGGAAGAUUACUGAGAAGAAAAGUACGGUGAAUGCAUAGAACAACACUAAGGUAUGAGGUGGGUAGGAUAUGCAGACUCUUGAAGACAAUGAACCUUCAUUAAGUACAGAAGAGAUAAAAAGGCCAAGGAACAACAGGACAGUCACAACAAGGGGUAAGAAAAAGCUAGCCAAUGUGUUUUUUCACAAUUCAAAGGGAAUAGAAGGCCAAAGUCAGUCAAACAUGGGAAAAAAUGUUUUAGUAAGAGGAAAAAGAGCAAAACCGUGUGAGCUUAGAGCAGCAGUAAUGGGCUGAAGUGAGGAAUGCUCUGGGAGAGCCCAGGCAACACCGGGCAGGUGGCUACAAGCGCGAGCACAGCUCUGGGAAGGGUUCUGCACAGAAAAGCUGUGCCUGAAAUCUGGAAAGAAUAUGGGAUCAGGAAGAUUAAAGCUCAGGUUCAUCCUGCCUACCUUCUACCAAGAACCCUGCGUACAGUGAUUUCCAUGGACCUGCUCCAGCUCUCCACAGGCACCUGUGCUCCGGUAAUUUGCUGAGCCUUCAGUUGUUUCCUGGAGACAAGAGAGGCCACCUGUGCAGGCAGCACAGGAAUAUGUGGAUUCGUAACACUGCAAGCAAAUGCAUGUUGCAGGUAUUGUUUGGAUCCCACAAAGUUCUGGAAAAGCCAUUUAUAGCGGCCGUCGCUGCUCCAACAAAGCUGUUGCCACAGGACUUCCAAGUGGUUCAAAAUGCUGCAUUGUUUGCUUCUGUAAGAGAAGAUGAAAACGACAGACUUCAACAAUAAAACAAAGUGUUAAGAAAUUGACAGUGGCAACGAGGAAUCAUUUUAUCUAUUUUGUUUAAAAUAACUUCAGCACUCACAAAAGCCACAAAGCUACAAAUUUCGUCAGCUAUAUAAUGUCCAAAGUACAUUAUCUGCGCUUUGAGUUCCCCCCUUAUAUUUUCUGAAGAACUUUCAGAAGUUCAUUUCUUUCACAGAUAAGACUAGAAAAGCCUUCUGAAAUAAAGCUGGUAAUUUUCUUGGUUCUAAAGAGGUGUUAUUAACUUUAAAUCAGAGUGCAGCGUUAAAAUCUUGCCAGGUAUUCAGUACUGGAUAAUGACUGUGGCUACGCUGGUGUGAAUUAAUAAACACUCAGUAGAAUAAAACAGAGAGAUGUCGAUAAA
Molecule: messenger RNA, 10748 nt
Organism: Strigops habroptila (Kakapo)
Lineage: Eukaryota; Metazoa; Chordata; Aves; Psittaciformes; Psittacidae
Gene: NHSL1
Product: NHS like 1
Exons: 9
Coding region: 697-5139 (1480 amino acids)
Biological process (GO): cell differentiation
Source: RefSeq, a predicted model, not a curated record